Molecule: messenger RNA, 2536 nt
Organism: Suillus subalutaceus
Lineage: Eukaryota; Fungi; Basidiomycota; Agaricomycetes; Boletales; Suillaceae
Product: putative zinc-finger of transcription factor IIIC complex-domain-containing protein
Exons: 15
Coding region: 91-2379 (762 amino acids)
Biological process (GO): transcription initiation at RNA polymerase III promoter
Cellular component (GO): transcription factor TFIIIC complex
Molecular function (GO): protein binding; histone acetyltransferase activity
Source: RefSeq, a predicted model, not a curated record
UUUAAGUUCACGAGUUUUAAUCACGCCGUUCGAUGUCGACAGGCUUGAACAUCAUCAUCCAACGCGUCUCUGACUUAUCUUGUGUCGAAGAUGGCAAUUUACACGUCCCUGGCAGUACCCGCUGUCAUUUUAAAUCCUUCUGAAAGGUGUCUGCAAUGGUCAGACGAUGGCCAGGCUUGCAUUACCACCAAGGCAGCCGUGCAUGUCAUGACCCCAGACUCGGGUAUUAACUUCAGCACACCACCCGAUAUCAAGGCACUUCGAGGAGAUGAGCAAGGAGAGCAGCCGCUCGGGUGGUUCAGGACGAUGAUCGAGCCGACUCGUGGACAGACACAUAUGUGGCCAAGUAUAUGUCAAGAUUGGGGCGCUGUUACUCUCGGAUCCCUCGAUGUUUCCCUUCGUGAGGUUGCGUGCUCUCCUAGUAAUCUCACAUCACGGGGAAGAUGCGUGAUAGCCAUUCUCAACUCGAACGCUGAAGUAUCACUUUGGGCGGCUGCUAAGAAUCACUUGAAGGGAGAAUGGAGCAAUAUUCAAGACGUUACAGGUCUGCUACUCAACACAGCCUCAUCUGAGGACAUCAUUCGUAACACCCUUCGAGCGCAAGUGACUAGUCUUGCCUGGUCCAAACAGCCGGACUAUAGAAUCACACCUACCCCGAUCCUCGAUUCAUCGAUGCUUGCCCUGGGAAACAGGGCGGGCUGCAUUGAGUUUUUCAGGUUUAACAGAAACAGCAACUCAGAAGGUUCCCUCUCGUACAUCCAUACAGAACCAUUGAGCGACCACUGGAUCACGCAUUUGAGCUGGGUACCUUGGAUUACUCACGCCGUCGGCCAUUGCGAAUCCUUACUGGCCUUCUCCACUGAUAAUGGGAACGUGGGACUGGUCAAAGUCACACAAAAUCUGCAGUCUACUCCGAACGUUGGACCAUGUGCUGUAUUCGACGUUCAAGGUCCAAUAUGUGAGGCUGAUAAACGAAGCGUGACCACAUUAACAUGGGUUCAACCACCAGGAAGAAACCCCAUCCUCGCGUACACAAAACCCGGCCUUGUGUACCUGUGGUCAUGGCCUGGUUCCGAACCAACUUGGUACGGCACCCGCAUACUCCCACUUCAAACCCAAAAGUUGUCCGUCGGAUCCUCUGCCAUUAGCCCUGUCUCUGGAGUAUCCUACGUGCUUCACCGCGAUGCCCUCAUCCUCUCGCUUUUCGAUGGUUCCUUGCAUGCCAUCCAUAAUAUGACUACGGAACCUACCUGGAAUCCUCCGCUCGCAGGUGACAUCCUCACAUCUGCGGAACUAUCUCGGGCAUCACGAGCAUUGUUCGCCAAAGUUACUCCUGCGGGAAUUUCAUACUUGGAUAUCAACAGAAUUGGUGGGAUGGCGUCGUACGACUCGCAGUCGACCCUCAUCUGGAUAUACGAAUCCCUUCGACCUACGGAUUUCAGCUACAAGCAUGAAGCUCAGCACGAAUGUAUGCUGCUCACUGCACCAUUUUGGCAGCUCGACGAUGAGACCGUCUUGCACACUACUUCAGAGGCUUUUGCUGAUAUUUCUUGUGCCUCAGGAUGUGCCCCCAUUCACCAUUUGCGUGCAUUAAUGCUUCAUCUACGCAGUAAUGCGCGCUUCGCGGCGCUGUGCCCUCAGGUACUAGAGAUUUUAUCGCAAGUACCACCAGACCAAACAACGACCAUAGUCUUGCCAUCCUGGACGCACGGAUUGAACGAUGAUUUGCGACCCCAGCUUCGGAAAAGUCUGACUACUCAUUUGUUUGGCUGGCACAAUCUCCUAUCGCUUCGAAUGAGGCUCUCCAUAGCCGACCUGUGUUGGAAACUAAGCAAGGACCCGGAGAUGCAGGCACAGUGUGGUCAAGUCGCACAAGGCCUUCUAGCCGCUAUCUCACACUGUGUGCUGCGGAUACUUGUUCGUCACUUGAAAGCCAUCAUCCCCGUCAUUACUGAGCCUGAUAUCCCAUUCGUCCUCCGCGAGGUGGUACAGUCAUUAUUGCCCGGCUCACCGCAAGAUCUAGCAGACGAAGCUCAGGCCUUAUCGGACACUCUCACUACAUCAUUCUCCAUCGAUCCUGCAAUCGCCGCGCUGCACGAACACUGUCCUGCUUGUCACGCCGAAGUCCCACUGCAUGACAUCACCCGUGCAACUUGUCCAAACGGUCAUGCCUGGGCUCGCUGUUCGGUCACCUCGUUCAUACUCUCGACGUCAAAGGUGCGCACGUGCAUCGGAUGCAGUCGGAAAGCCCUGCUUCCGUUUGCGGCGUCGGAUGAGAGCCAGUUGCCUGCUGCUGCACAGAGUUGGAUCGUGAAGGAUUUGUUGGAGGCUGUACAGCGGUGUUUGUUUUGUGGGAACAACUUCGUGGAGAUCGUGUAGGAAAUAUGAUGUAUGCGUUCAUGCAUCGGCGAGUUCCAAAUUUAUCCAGCCUCGUCUUACCCUUGGGACAGUUCUGGAAGAGGAGUCGAGGUUGAGCUCCAGGUAACUUUGCGGGUUCUUGUCUCGACACUCCAAGGUGGCUGCUCCUUGUGAGACG